UUUUUUAAAAAAAUAUUUGUUGUUUUGUUUUCCCUUUCAUUCCAAAAACUUCCAAAAAUGUUUGCAAUAUUCCGGCGUAUUCGCUUUUUCUACAAAAAAUUAAAAUUACAAAGAUUGAGGUAUUUUGUGCCUUUAAUUGUUUUGAUUGCCUAUACUGUUGGGGGUGCUUAUAUAUUUAGAUAUUUUGAAUUACAAGAAGACGAGGAAAGGAGAAUUAGAUAUAGACAAAAUACUGAAUAUGCUUUUAAAAGAACACUUAAUCGAAUGCUUGAAGUUCGGUGUGAAAAUGGUCUUGAAGAUACAGAUAAAGCUUUACAAAAUAGACAUGUAAAAGAACAUCUUUUUUGGUUAAUGGAUUAUUUAAAUUUAACACAAGUAAUUGAAGAAAGAUCAGGUAUUUCCCCUUGGACUUGGAUGGGGGCUAUGUUUUAUGCUGGUCAACUUUAUACAACAAUUGGUUAUGGAUUGCCAGCCACACAAACAUCUGGAGGAAGAUUAGCUAGUAUUAUUGUUAGUUAA
This is a messenger RNA of Meloidogyne enterolobii, 519 nucleotides long. Lineage: Eukaryota; Metazoa; Nematoda; Chromadorea; Rhabditida; Meloidogynidae. The record is from the annotation of a GenBank genome assembly.